Messenger RNA from Lampris incognitus (smalleye Pacific opah), 957 nucleotides. RefSeq names its product troponin I, fast skeletal muscle-like. Gene Ontology annotation, cellular component: troponin complex. Lineage: Eukaryota; Metazoa; Chordata; Actinopteri; Lampriformes; Lampridae. The transcript has 7 exons. The record is from RefSeq and is a predicted model, not a curated record. Gene Ontology annotation, biological process: muscle contraction. The coding region runs from base 47 to 562 and encodes 171 amino acids.
CUCUUCUUCCUCCUCUCAUAGGUUGUGAACCAAAGAAGCUGCAGCGAUGUCUGAGAAAAAGAUGACAUCCAGCCGCAGGCACCAUCUCAAGAGCCUGAUUCUUCAGAUCGCCGCCGGCUGGCUGGAGCAGGAGAAGAAGGACUUGGACGCAGCAAAGGAAGCCUACAUGUCAGAGCACUGUUCUUCUCCAGACACAAGUGGAGACCAGGCAGCCCUGAUGGAACUGUGCAAAAAGCUGCAUGCCGCCCUCGACAAGAUCGAUGAGGAUAGGUAUGAUGCUGAGGCCAAAGUGGCAAAGGCCGACAAAGAGAUUGAAGACCUGAAGAUCAAGGUUGUGGACCUGGUUGGUGUAAAGAAGCCAGCUCUGAAGAAGGUGCGUAUGUCCGCUGACUCCAUGCUCCAGGCUCUGCUGGGCUCCAAACACAAGGUCACCAUGGAUCUGAGGUCCAACCUCAAACAAGUCAAGAAGGAGGUCAAGGAGGAGCCAACAGAGGCCGUCGGUGACUGGCGUAAGAACAUUGAGGAUAAGGCUGACAGGAAGAAGAUGUUCGAGACUUCCUAAACACCAACGCCCAUCUGUCACAGUGCUGUUUGUGUUUUCUGUGUUUAUGUAGUCCACUUGUCGUAUCUGUUGGUUGUACCCGAUGGUCAUUUUGGUCAAGUCACACGUAGUUGUAUGACCUCGCUGUAGGUUCUACUGCAGGGAGAGGAUUAGAUGGGUCACAUGGAAGGUUGUUGAAGUUUCCAGAAAGUUUUCUAUUUCUCUCCUCAGUGUUUUUUGCACCAUGUGUGGCUCUUCUAGAGAGGAGGAGAAGGGGAGAGUAUCAUGGGGAUUUUGCAGGUUCAAUACUAAGACACCACAAAGCUUCACAUCGUCAUCUUUUAACUGGGAGGUACAGGUAAUAUAGUCACAUAAACAGAAUAAAAAAAAUAUUAAAAACAAAUGUAAAGGAUGAU